AUGUUUUUAGUAUCUCCUUUAAAUUUCGAAAUAUUUUGUUCAUGCUUGCAGCUUUUACCAGUAAUUUCAUGGGCAGACCAAAUUGUAAUACGUACAAAUUAUGGAGCCGUCAGUGGGAAACAAAAAUACAUACAUGGGAAAAAUGUCUUUCAAUUUUUGGGAAUACCUUUUGCGAAACCCCCUAUAGGUGACUUACGUUUCCGAUUUCCCGAACCACCUGAUCCUUGGAGUAAUAUAUUGGAUGCAACUAAACCUCCAAACACUUGUAUGCAACCAUUGCCCGAAUCCCAGGAAUUUCUCGAUGCUACUACACGUGUAUGGUUGAAUACUACAAAAAUGAGUGAAGAUUGCCUCUAUUUAAAUAUAUGGACAAGAGCAAAUAAUAAUUAUUCACAUGAUAUUGGUGAUCGAAAACAUAUGAUGCUUGAAAGUAGCGCUAUAUUUGGUCCUAAAGGUGGUCGACCUGUUAUGGUAUGGAUACAUGGUGGAAGUUUAAUUCGAGGCUCUUCAUCAAUUGAAAUGUAUAAUGGAGCUUAUUUAGCAGGAAAAAUGAAUGUUGUUGUCGUCAGUAUACAAUAUCGGUUAGGACCAUUAGGUUUUCUCUAUCUAGGUAAUGAUGAAAUACCUGGAAAUCAAGGUUUAAUGGAUCAAGUAGCUGGAUUACAAUGGGUUCGUGAAAAUAUAGCUUAUUUUGGAGGAAAUCCACAACAAAUUACACUUUUUGGUCAUUCCGGUGGUGUUAUCUGCGUUGCUCUACAUUUAAUCUCUCCAAUAUCUAAUCAUUUAUUUCAACAAGCAAUAUUACAAAGUGGUUCACCAUUAGCAUGGUGGGCUGUUGAAAGUUCGCAUACAGCUUUAGAAAAGACACGUUUAUUAGCACAAUUAAGUGGUUGUAAUGCUGUAACUGAUUCAAAUGGUCAAUAUUCUAAAGAAUUAGUUAAAUGUUUACGAAGUGUAGAAUCAGAAACAUUAGUUAUCAAUCAAUGGCAUAUGCAUUUAUUACGUAAUGGAGAGAAUUCUUCAAGAACUAAUCAAUUAAAAAAAUUAUACAGAAAUAGAGCAAGUCACCAUCUUUUAAGUACCGCUGGUUAUUAUUUUGAUGUGCCAUUUAAACCAGUAGUUAGUGCUCCAUUUUUACCUGAAUGGCCAUAUGAAGUAUUAGGUUCAGGCAAAUUGAAUAUACGUCAUCGUAUCAUGUUGGGUGUCAAUAAAGAUGAAGGCAUGUAUCAUCUUGUACAAAGUUUAAGAAUGUAUUUUAUGUCACCUGGUUUAUGGCCACAAAUGCCAAGAGAAUUUCGUCAUGAUAUAGCGCUUAUGGAUCCUCUAGAUUUGUUAGCGUUUUAUAUAAUGGAUGAAAAUUUCCUUCAGUCAGUUUUGUUACAAGCUACUGUUUUUGAAUAUCAAAUUCCUAGCCGAGCAUUAGGCACUGGUAGUUGGACAUCAUUAGAAGUUGUGAAAGCAUUGAAUGAAGUUGGUGGAGAUUACAAUAUAAAAUGUCCAGUUGUUGAAUUUGCUGACUUCUAUUCCCGUGGACCUAACGCACAGGUAUUUCUUUAUUCAUUUGAACAUCGUACAACUGGUUUAACAUGGCCUGAAUGGACUGGUGUUAUGCAAGGUUAUGAAGCUGAAUACAUAUUUGGUGCACCAUUUAAUCAAGCAUUUAUUGAUCAUUAUUAUAAUUUUACAUUAGAAGAAAAACGUUUAAGUGAAGAAAUAAUGCAAUUUUGGACAAAUUUUGCUUCAACAGGAUCACCAAAUUUAAAUCCUGGAGAAUUUCAUACACGUAAUAAAGAACUUUAUUGGGAUCGAUAUGAAACAUAUUCACCACAAUCUGUAGCAGUUCUCAGUGAAUCAUCAUCAUCAUCAUCAUCUUCUUCUUCAUCAUCAUCUUCACCAUCACUGGGAAUAUCAGGAGUAUCAGUAUCAAGUGGAUCAUCUUCAGAAAUUUCUUCAUUUAAAACACGAAAUGAUGAUUCACGUAAACAUAUGGUUUUUACAUUGCCACGUUCAUAUAUAAGUAAAAAUUUACGUAGACAUUAUUGUAUGUUUUGGCGUGAACAAUUACCAAUGUUAAGAGAACGGAUUUUAUAUAAUUCCGCGUGCAAAUCCCGUCAACCAACUACACAACAUGAAAUGACUGGUAAUAUAAACAAACAAUCUAUUGAAUCAUUUGGUACAUUAUAUCCAAAUAUUAUUAAAUCAUCUGAAUUGAAUACAACUAAACGUAAUCAAGCAUCAUAUAAUUUACAAUUAAAAGUUAAUUACAUUUUAAGCUUAUAUAUUAUUUACUAUUAUUGUUACUACUACUAA
Schistosoma bovis is the source of this 2310-nucleotide messenger RNA. Lineage: Eukaryota; Metazoa; Platyhelminthes; Trematoda; Strigeidida; Schistosomatidae. The record is from the annotation of a GenBank genome assembly.